AUGAACGGCUCGCUCCACCAGGCCACGUUGUUGAUUCAGAAUCUGAAGGAAGGUGAGGUCGUGGCGGCGCAUCCAGAAAUCCAGCCGGGUGGCCACUGGGCCCCGACGGAUUGCAAGGCGCUCUACAAAGUGGCCGUCAUCAUCCCGUAUCGAGAUCGUCAAUCCCAUUUGACGCGUCUGCUCAAUUUUCUGAUCCCUGUCCUCCAGAAGCAGCGCCUCGACUUUCGCUUUAUCGUCACCGAACAGUGGGGCAACGAUCUGUUCAACAAGGGCCGUAUCAUGAACGCGGCUUUCCAACUGGCCGAGAAGCUCGCCGUCGAUUGUGUCAUAUUUCACGAUGUGGACAUGUUCCCGCAGGACGAUCGGAAUCCAUACACUUGCCCACCGACUCCUCGCCAUAUCGGAGCAUUCGUCAGCAAUCUCGGAUAUCAGCUGUGGUACAAGGAAAUUGUUGGCGGAGUGCUGGCCAUCCGGAUGCGAGACUAUCGAGCGGUCAACGGAUACUCCAACAAAUAUUGGGCAUGGGGAGGCGAGGAUGAUGAUAUGGGAAAGCGAAUCCUCUCCUUGAACUACACGAUUGAACGACCGGAACCGGCCACCGGACGGUUCAGCAUGUUGAAGCAUGUCAAGCGGAAGCGGACGGCUCCAAAGCUCAUCUACAAACUACUGGAAGACUCGGACAAGCGCGUCCCCUAUGACGGGCUGAACGAGACGAACAAGUGGAGCGUCGUCAAGCUGUCCGUCCGCCCCCUCUACUAUCAUAUUCGCGAGCCGAGGCAGCUGGCCGUGGCCAAGGAUCCGAAUGCGUCGAAGGACAAGCAGCGAGAGCUCGUCGGAAAGUACAAACCGACGGCCAAUCGGAACAUCAUCCUGAUAAGACACGGCCAAUAUGUCAUGGAUUCGAAGGAGAAAUCGCUGUCCGAUCUUGGCCGAAAACAAGCCGAACUGCUCGCCGGCCGGCUGGCCAUCACCGGCAUCAAGUUUGACGCGCUCCACAUGUCUCCACUCAAUCGAGCCACCGAAACGGCCGAUAUUUUGCUGCAAAAGCUUCCACCCGAUCUGGUGCGUAAAAUGGAUCCGAUGCUCGAGGAGGGCCCACCGUAUCCACCCGAACCGGCCGCUUAUCACUGGGUACCUUCCACCAAUGAAUUUGUGACAGACGGAAUGCGGAUCGAGGCGGCUUUUCGCAAAUACUUCCACCGUGCAUCGCCGCGCCAGACCGACGAUUCGACCGAGAUUUUCGUCUGCCAUUCCAACGUCAUCCGAUAUUUUGUCUGUCGAGCGCUACAAUUCCCUCCGGAAGGCUGGCUCCGUCUAUCCGUCGCCAACUGCUCGAUCACGUGGCUGCAAAUCCGCCCGAAUGGCCGUGUCACUCUGAAAAGUCUUUCUGAUGUCGGCCAUUUGCCCCACAAGAAAGUCACGUUCGGC
Molecule: messenger RNA, 1428 nt
Organism: Mesorhabditis spiculigera
Lineage: Eukaryota; Metazoa; Nematoda; Chromadorea; Rhabditida; Rhabditidae
Source: the annotation of a GenBank genome assembly